This is a messenger RNA of Blastomyces gilchristii SLH14081, 3580 nucleotides long. Its product is annotated as enhancer-polycomb-like protein. The record is from RefSeq and is a predicted model, not a curated record. Gene Ontology annotation, cellular component: piccolo histone acetyltransferase complex. The transcript has 4 exons. NCBI's taxonomy places the organism in Eukaryota, Fungi, Ascomycota, Eurotiomycetes, Onygenales, Ajellomycetaceae. The coding region runs from base 189 to 1919 and encodes 576 amino acids. Gene Ontology annotation, biological process: regulation of transcription by RNA polymerase II.
UGUCAAACCAACGUCAACCCAAGAAACCACUGUUUUGCCACGGCAUUGCCAACUGCUUUAUCUGACCACCACGUCGCUCGAUCGCGCUGGAAAUACCUCUAUGCGACUUUGCAUGAGCUGGCCUAUUGAUUGAUACCCUUUUUAGGGCCUGUUGCUUAUGACCGACCGGAUAUUUUCGCCCCAGAGUUAUGUCAAGGCUCGGGGGGAUGAUGCGCUCGACGCGUCCAAAGAAACUCACCUCCAAACAACCCAUCCCCAUAUUCCGUGAAGAUCAAGUAGAUCUUAUUGACGAUGACCUCCAAACUACUCUACAGGCCAUCGAUACCGGCGUUGAGAAGGCUGAGGAAACCGAAUACCAUCUCCAAGCGGCGAUAAAUGCUGCUGCUCGUGGGAACGUUGCGCAGGCUCAUAUCCCUACCCCCGAAACAGUAACAAGCUCCAUCAAAUAUGACACCUUGUACAAGCCCACCUUCUCGCAACCUGCGACGUACAUCCGUUUUUCAUCCACGGUGGAAGAUUGUAGCGGGUGUAGUUAUAAUUUAGUCGAAGAGGACGAUGUCGCUCUUAAGAUUAUGAACCAGAAGAAGGAUGCGUCGACACAAUGCACCGAGGAUCAAUUCGAAGAGGUCAUGGCCUUCUUCGAGGAGACUGCCCAGACCAAGCAGCCGUUUGCAUCGGUCGAUAGCCCUCCGGUACUCCCAUAUUCUGAAAUGGAAAAUUCCUUUGACGGGCUUGUAGAUGAGAAAAUAAGGAGGUUUGCCAAGGAUAUCUAUGAACACUGGAAGGCCAGGAGAACCAAAUCUGGAAAUCGCCCCUUACAGACAGGACUCAAAUUUGAGACCGGCCAAGAAACAGACGAUGGUGAUCCAUACGUUUGCUUCCGUAGAAGGGAGGUGCGACAAAUCCGCAAAACCCGUGGUAGGGAUGCCCAGAGUGCCGAGAAGCUUCGGCGACUUAGAAAGGAGUUAGAAGAAGCUCGAGAGUUAGUCGCCAUGGUACGACAACGCGAACUAGCAAGGAAAGAGUUGCUUAUCGCAGAGCGACAAAUAUUUGUCCAACGGGCUGAGGUAAAGGAGAUGAAAAGGAAACUUGGUAUCAAGGACGAUGAUGAUGACCUCGUCAACCAAAGGCAGCCUAAGAAACGGCCUGCAGAAACGCCAGCUGGCGGUCGUCCUGUCACCACACAGCUCCGCAUGCCCCCCCGACCUGGAGGGCACCCUGGAGAGGACCUGGUACUGCUGGAUGACGUUCAAGCAGAUAAAGAAAACGAAGUUUUACGUGAAAUCAAGCAAAACAUCGCCAAACAUGCUAAAUGGAAUGAGGGAUAUGUCGAUUGGACGACAGCACCACUUACUCCAACUUCAGACCAUAGCUUUGAUGCGGAGUUCCGUCCGGCAAUCACCACAGAAUAUCUUCCCACACCUCCAGCUUCGGAGUCCUCGGACCAUAGUCGAGAUGCGUUGGAAGAGGUGAACCGUUUCGAUGCACUGACCAAGUUCGCCAUGAAGGUGCGACAGUGUACACCUUCAGAAGAAGAGUCCAGUAGAAACAUGCCGUCCUUCCGGCGACGUGUAGGUCGUGGCGGGCGGAUGAUGAUCGAUCGUCGCAACCUUCCCUUCAGAAAUAAGUCAGAGGUUGAUCCGAUAAAACUCGAGCGAUUCAAGUAUGAUCAAGACGAUGAGGACAUGGAUCCGAUAUUUGAAAUGGAUCAAUUCGAUGUCCAAAUCAUGCAACACCGGGCGUAUCUUUCAGCCAAGUCGAGGGAUCAGGCCGCAGCACAAGCCCAGCUGCAAGCACAGCUGCAAGCUCAACGGCGCCUUCAGGGAGAAGCCGCUGUGAUGGCGGGUCCAAACAGCUCCUUGACCGGAGCGACCAACACAGUACUGAAAGGGCCGCCGUCGGCUCAAGCUCCGUCUUGAUGUAUCUCUUAUUCGCUCUAUUUCGUUUUCGUGAGUGCCUCUUAGCAUGGUCGGCGUUUGUGGUCUGGCCCGGUUUCUCAGGUUUUUCGUUUUGGUGCUUCUUCUCGUCACAAUAUCUUGAGAAGGGUUGGUCAGCUUUUUAGUGACAUCCUCACAUACACCUAUGUCACCAUUUAGGAGGGGUUUUGGACUCUUUUCAACACACCCUCAAUUCCAUCUUACAUCGACGCAGGCGAUAUAAAUUUGCCAUCACCUGCGGAAAAAUGGAGCACCCCGCUUUCACCUCUAUAUAUGUUAAUGUACAUAGUCCAAAAUGGUAUAUCGUGGGUAUACCGUGUACAAUACUGCUAAAGUUAGCUAAAAAUCCUUAAAAAAAAUGGGAAAUAUUGUAAAAAACGACUCAACAUCAUCGUUCUUUCGUCCCUUCCUCUUUAGAGAAUGUUUUAUUUUUUGCCUUUCUGGAUUCUAAGCUCCUUCAAUUGAUUUGUACCACAUUCGUUCAUAGCUUCCUUCGCUUCUCGUCCGAAGCUACGGAGAGUUCCGUACUCCGCUUCAUGCCUGAAUUGGCGUCAGGUAGUUUAAUGAAUUCUCCAAGAGCGGCAAGGAGUUGUGACAGUAUUUCUUUUUCUCCCAUUCGGACUUGCAGUGCCAUCUUAAAGCGCCUUCCGGACACAGUGGAUGCCUGGACGUUGGAAAUUGUAGCUAAAAGCUGCUUGUCCUGCUCGAGCGUUGUGAUGUAUCCGCCCAGUGCCUGUUGUACCGCGUGUCCAAGUAAAGUAGCUUGCGUCACUCCUAGUGUAGGGUUCGGAGCCUUAUUCUUCGUUUUGCGCUCGCUGAAUUGUUCGGGCGGCAUUGUUAGGGUAUUGAGAGCGAUCAAUAGCUCCUCGGGGAGCGCUUCCAUUAAGGGUGUAUUGGGGUUGAGUCGUGGGAUGCCGUAGCCGUCAUCAAACACUCCCAAAUUUUCUAAGAAUUCUAGCUGUAGGAAAAUUAGUCAUAUUUUAAGCAGGUAAGCUCGGUGAAGUGAGGACAUACGCGGGGCUGCUCUGGGUCGGGGGUUGCAGGUUGGAUCCCAGCUGCUUUACAAAUGGCUUGCAUGGAAAUUUCAGCUUCAUCGUACUGGGCAUAGUUGUCAGUAACGUAACCAUAACGUCUUAGCAGGUCUGCACGAGGUAGUUCGCCGUAGUCGUUGAAAAUUUCCUCCCCGUUUCGUAUGGGUUUUAUUGAUUUCAUUGCAAGAUAACCAUCUUCCUGGAACAGUCGUGCCUUUACGCAUAGUCAGCAUGUGAAUGUAUAUGAUGCUGCGAUAAGUGGAAGUACUCACGUUAUUUCGAUCUGCAUCCGCAUUCAAGAGAUCCGCCAAAGGCACCAUUCCUUUGGUCAGCUCCUCCCCCUCGUCUGUUAUGUAACCAUCUUGGACCUCCCCCUCUUCGUCCUCUCCCUUUUCAAUAUCAAAAGCAUAAGCCAUAAUCAAUGAGCCCAUUCGAUGAGCAAGAGAGAGUAGUGUCGCCCUGCCAUCUGGCGAGUCAUACGAUCCCAGACCGCUAAUGGGUGGGAAAAGGUGAGGAUUCGUUGAAACAAUAGGAAAAAUAUCCCGAAGGAUAGCCGCUUCUGCAUCAGAUUUACCGAUUUUGUUUAAUACGGCGCUUCCGCUUAGUUCCCGG